AUGGGGGUGGGUUUGGAAGAUGCAGAGCAACCUGCCAGCUUGGCUGAAUCCUGCAGCGGCCUUGUUGGUGUUCGUCCCCGUGGAGAUCGCUUGCCGACAGAAGCAGCGGAGCAGGAUAUGCACCGGUCACUUGACAGACACCUCUGUUUGCUGCAGGGACUGAGCGAAUAUAAGAGAAACUUCAAGUGGAAAACCCCAGAGUUUUGUAGCCCAUCCCGACAGCAGAAAUCCUUGUGGGCAGGACUUCGGUCAGAUCAGUUCGGAAUCACAAGAGAACCAAACUUCAUUUCCAAGAGAAGGGUACCUUACCAUAAUCCACAGAUUUCAAAGUCCUUUGAAUGGGCAGCAGAUUGUGAUUUGAAUGACCCACUUGAAACUGAGGAUCUUAAGACUGCAGAGUUGCACAUAGACCACAACAACAAUGGUGUGAAUCAGGAAAAAAUUGAAACACCAGAAGGACCCAGACUCCCCCCAAAAGUUUGGUCAGAUUCAGUAGAUUGUAGAGGUGAAACAUCUCUUGCCCUUGCAGAAAACAACAUGAAGAGAUCACCCUCUGCAGCUCCGCCAAAUCAAAAUGAAGCAUUUGCAUCUCCAAAAAAGGAAUUUGAAAAAAUGGGUAAUGGGCGUCACAGAGUCCUUCAGAGGAAAGCAGGCAUGAAUAUUUCACGUUUAAAUACUUUCCCCAGAAAUUCUGAAUAUCAAAGCCAAUUUGUUUGGAAGAGUCCUCAUGAAAAGUCACCAAUACUUGCAGCUGAACAGGUUAUUUGCAACACAAGUAAGUCCAUACCUCCGUUUAAAUCUCCUGCAAUUACUUCUGAAACUGCAUUUGAGAGAAAUUUGAAAGGGUCUCCUCCUGUUAAGGGUCCACAAGAGAGAGGUGGUGCAGAAGAGAAAGAAUUUCUGGUUUGUGAACAAAGUAAGAGGGAAGAACCGUUUCAAAAGCCAGCAGAAGAUGCAGCAAAACAAGGGAGAUCAGAACAGAAACAUCCUAAACAAAAAAAUAAGCAACAUAUCAGUCCAAAGCCCCUCUCUUUACAUACAAGUCGUGGGAAGAUGAACACUGAAUAUAGGUCAAAAUUUUUGUCUCCAGGCCAGUAUUUCUACAAAGAUGGAGCUUGGUCUCGUAUUAGGAGUAAAGUUCCCAGCCAGGCAUCUCAAAACACCCUAAAUUCCAUGUGGUAUAUGGAGGUGAGAGAACUUCGAGAAAGAGCAAAAGCUUACAGGCAACGAGUAGAGGGAACACACUUCUCCCGAUACCAUCUCAAUCAGAUCCUGUCCGAUAAUAACAGUCUUUGGGAUGUGUCCUCAAAUUCCAGUUCAGAAGAAGGCAUCAGCAACAACAUCAGAGCACUAGAUCUUGCCGGAGUGUCUGAAAAAGAGACUGCACCAAGCCCCAAAAUGCUGCAACAGCCUGACUCCAGAGAACAGCCACACCAGGACAGCGCUGAGAAGAAAGACAUGUCAGAUGCUUUAACUGUUCCAGUCAAAAGGCGUUUAGUUUGGGGUGGACAAGAAGGUGCUGAAGAAAGGGAGAAUCGGCAAUCAACAGAAGAGGAAGAAAAACAAGAUGAACAGGCUGUAGUCGCGGCUCAGCGGUUAGAAAAAAACAAUAAGGAUGCCAAUGAAGAUAAGAAAAUUGAAGGUGAGAAUACCUUAGUAUUGAAUUCUUCUGCAGCUGUGUCAGAUUCUUCUUCUGUAUCCUCAAGGACAGGUGGCAGGCUUCCUACUCCGAAGCUGAGAGCACUUGGUGGAGCUCACAGGACUCAUCAUGAUCUCACUACCCCAACUGUUGGAGGUGCAGUUCUAGUGUCUCCUCCUAAAUUCAAGUCUUCAUCUUCACAGCAGCGAACACAAGGUUUAGGAACAGACCCUUCUUCAGCUAAGCGAGGUGCAAGAGAACCUUCAAAAAGAAGGUCCUUCCGGCCUGAUGUGGAAGUGGAAGCUGUUUCACUCCUUACCUCUCCACCUGCUGGGCUAGGAACUUUGGAUCCUCUGCCACUCAGGCAGGAUCAGUGGCCUCCUAACAGUGUUUCUGAUGAGCAAGUUCCUCUUGCUUCAGCCCGUCGAGAGCAUUCCUCUACACCUCCUGCGCUGAAGUCAGCCAAAAGCUGCUCUAUGCCUUGCUGGAGUCCCUCUUGUCGUAUUCAAGGGACGCUCAAGGAUCCAGAAUUCCAGCAUAAUGGGAUUGUUGGCAAUCCAAAAAUGAGAUCUUUCCAGUUACCCCUUCAGGAAAGAAACUGUAAUGAUGAAGAUGACAGGUUGUCUCAGAUUUCUGCUCGCUCGGCAGCAUCUAGCUCGCUUGCAUCUCAGAUACUGGAACGAGCUCAGAAGAGGAAGGAUUUCUGGGGCAAGGCAUAAUCUCUCCCACCUGUUGUAGAGAAACUGUUCUGUAAAAUGAUUUAUUUUUUUAUAGUUUGUAGUGUACAUUUUAAAAAAUUGUGAUUGUAGAUAUCAUGCAGCAUCCUUUCACUUACCACUAAUACAGCCCAACUUUUAGGACUUGCCAUCCCAAUUUAAAAUUUCAAUAUUUAAACCAGUGUUGAAAAUGUACGUCCUUUAUAUCUGAGAGUUAUGUCUUAAUUCACUAUGUCGCAACAGCCAUGUGGGUUUUUGGUUUUUUUUACAGUGGCACCUCUUGAAACUGAGAUAAUUAUUUUUUUUAUGCAACCUGUGUGUUACUUUUCAAGGUAUUCUGCUGCAGUCACGCAGUAUGACCUGGGACAGUGUUCAGGGGCAACACCAUCAUUCACCAAACACCUCAGUUGCUUGAUUUUAACCAGCUAUCUUAAAGGCAACUGUGGUAUAUUUGUUUAUGUUACUGUAUGAAUUGUCAGUGCAACACAGUGCUGUAACAACAAGUUACUUUUACUACUUGAUGGUUGGACUCGAUGAUCUUAGAGGUCUUUUCCAACCUUAAUGAUUCUAUGAUUCUGCUUACUGCUUUUAACCUGUUACCAAAAAGUUCUUCGUAUUUCUUAAUGAAGCUAACAUGGAACAUACAGGAGUUUGAGAAAAGGACACUAAGCGUUAGCAUUUGUUCAUUGUCCACAGUUUUUUGGCCAGGAUGACUAUUAGAAUUCAAUGUGUACAGUACUGCAGUUCGUCAGAUGUACUGAUGUGAACAUUUGUCUUUUUGUGAGCAAGACCCGUGUUUAGUGUUAAUUUCAACUUCUCUAGAAAAAGCAACCUCAGCCACCUUAAACAGUGGCCUUCCCCAGUCCCACUUCGAACUCAGGUAUUUAGGAGUAGUUGAUCUCUUAAAGUAAACUCAGAAGAAUGUUUUUUCUAGUCUUUGACAUUUUAAUUACCUCUCCUCCUAGUUGCCUGUUGCUGGAGAGACUGGCAUACUGUUACGGUUGUCACAGUGAAAAAUGUUUGUGAUUUAUGCUGACAGCUUGUUUUAUCUUUCCAAGUGUUGCAAACAAGUUAACAUGAAGUAGAGGAAAUAGCUGGCUAGCAGGCAGUUUGGUUCUUCUUGCGUGGCUUGAAGUUUUAAUAUUACUUCAUUUGGAAAUUUUAUACAAGAACAAAGUUGUUGAGUUUUGUACACAUUUGCUUACAUUUCAAUUUUGUACACAAUUAUGUAUGCUUAUUACUGAAAAUAAAAAAGGUGGUUUGGUUUGUUUCUAUUCAAGUUAGGCCAAA
Pygoscelis adeliae (Adelie penguin) is the source of this 3645-nucleotide messenger RNA. It is a transcript of the gene SAXO6, whose product is annotated as Mdm1 nuclear protein homolog (mouse). Lineage: Eukaryota; Metazoa; Chordata; Aves; Sphenisciformes; Spheniscidae. The transcript is spliced from 14 exons. Gene Ontology annotation, biological process: negative regulation of centriole replication. The record is from RefSeq and is a predicted model, not a curated record. The coding region runs from base 1 to 2358 and encodes 785 amino acids. Gene Ontology annotation, molecular function: microtubule binding.